CACUCCUCAUCCCCUCUUGCUCUCUGUGAAAGCACAUUGUUCAACGCGGGCUCGUUUUACCCAGAACCAAUGAAUGCUUUGGUGCAUUUUAGCUUCUGAAAACCAAACACUUUGUCGGAGAUAAUAAAGGCACGAACAUCUGAGGACGGCAGGAAGCAGACCAAGAACAUUUUGAUUCCUCUUCAUUAUCACAGCUGAGAGAUUUGUUUCUUCUCCUGUAGACGAAACGUCGCUGUUGUCGCUAAUUAGACCCCUGCUUGUUUGCUUAGUGUGAGUGUGUGGUGAGCAGCAGCAGCAGCAAAGAUGACGGAGUAUAAGUUGGUGGUGGUGGGAGCAGGAGGCGUGGGCAAGAGUGCACUCACCAUCCAGCUCAUCCAGAACCACUUUGUGGAUGAAUAUGACCCCACCAUAGAGGACUCAUACAGGAAGCAGGUUGUGAUUGACGGGGAAACCUGCCUGCUGGAUAUCCUGGACACUGCAGGUCAGGAGGAGUACAGCGCCAUGAGGGAUCAGUACAUGCGGACAGGGGAGGGCUUCCUCUGCGUCUUCGCUAUAAACAACACCAAGUCUUUUGAGGACAUUCAUCAGUACAGGGAACAAAUUAAACGUGUAAAGGACUCAGACGAUGUACCCAUGGUGCUUGUGGGAAACAAAUGUGACCUCCCUGCACGCACGGUGGACACAAGGCAAGCCCAGGAACUCGCCCGAUCUUACGGCAUUCCUUAUAUCGAGACCUCUGCAAAGACACGACAGGGAGUAGAGGACGCCUUCUAUACACUGGUUAGGGAGAUAAGACAGCAUAAGCUGAGAAAGCUGAACCCACCUGAUGAGAGCGGACAGGACUGUAUGAGCUGCCGCUGUGUGGUAUCGUGAUGCAGCUGACCGUUGCACGUCGAGGAGAAAUGCUACAGCGUGUAGCGGCAGCAUGGACUUAAAAGAAAGAAAGAUGAAACAACUCGAUGAUGAAAUAUAAACUUUUUUCAAAAAGAGGAUGAUUGAAGCAAAAGCCCUCAAGAAAACCACCUGAGCUGACUGAACCAUGGAUUUUUAUGGACAGCAGGGUUUGGACUGUUGCCUUAGUGGCUACCUGAACUAGCCUGGUCCGGCCCCAUUUUUUUGGUCUUCAUGUCGAACCUGAGAGCUACACCACUACUGACUCUUUGUCAACUCCAGUGUGGUCUCGCUGGGUGGCUCAUCAAGUUCCCUGCUAACUUAUUGUUUUCAGUCUCAACACUGGUCUUAAAGGGGGUGUCUCUGACCUCCUCCCACCUUGAAAGCCUAAUUCCCCCCCCCCCCCACCCCCACCCCACAUCCUCGCCUGCCCACUGGAAGGACUGACUGAUUUACAGAAAUGGAAAAGACUGGAAUGGACUUUUAAGUUAACCCCUAAACUUCUUCUGUUAUUAACCUCCUCAUCCCACUCUACCUGCCUAUCCCCUCAAAUGUCUGAUUAGUCCCUUCUUUAUACUGGAAACAGAGAGUGGAGGCCGACAUGGGAAUGGUUAUAAUUUGUUGUUGUUUAACAGUUAGCCUAGCUGUAAAAAAAAAAGAAAAAGAUCUUUUUUUGUGAUCACAGGAUUCAAAAGUCACUGAGCAAUAUGUGAGCAAGGUUGUUUAUUUCUAAUGGCACCUGGUUUUGACAUUUUUCAUGGCCUGCCUGAUAGAGUUGGAAUCCUCUUUUUUUUUGUGUAUAGAAAUAUCGAAUGGAGAAUUUAAAGCAAGAGAAAUGUCCAGUAUGCAGCUGCUUUUCUCUCCCUGUCUCUUUACUAAGAGUUGUCUUUGUGGCAUAAUAAUAGUGAUGGCUAGUGUACGUAGGUUCUGGUGCAAUAGAAUUAUUUUCUGUCAAAUUGACCCAAACUAUUGGGAUCAAACCACAUUUCAUGGCUGCUUUAUUUUCCUGAGUUAGUUUGAUUUAGAAAGGAGAGGUACCAUGCAGGAAAAUCAAGUUGAGAAAGAAAACCCAACACUUUGUGCAAUGACAGAGGAUAGUUUUAGACAAAAAAAAAAAUUCUUGUUGCUUUUUUCUCACAGUAACUCUAUGGCGUCCGACUCUUAUUCUCAGUGAUAACUUAUAUUACUGCUAGAAUCGCUCCUUGUGGAUAAUAAGGCUCAGGAAUCAGGGUCUGGGACAUCUCACCUAGCAGUCCUGUAAACCAGGGUUAUGGAUGUCACUAGUUAGCUUUCAGAGUUUAACACACAUUCCUGCCUCAGACUUGAACUUGAGUUUUUUUUUUCCCCACACACACACCAUACAAUCCUCAAACUGCUCCUCCUUCUCUGUCACCUCAGCUCUUUAAUGGAACAAUAAUAGAUCAGGUGCUAAUCAUUUCAGAAAUAUAUUUACCUUAUAUGUUGGAGUGCACUUGUUGUUUAUUCAUGCCGACUAGCUUGUGCUCUCCAGGACUGCAUUAUUUGGCUGCCUCAGUGGAAAAGACUGCUCUGUGUUGACUUUGCCUUAUCUGUUAGCUAGUUUGUACCUCAUGUAUGCAGUGAGUUCUACCUGAGACGACUGUGUGUGUGUGUGUUAUGUUUGCUGCAUUGUUUUGUCUGUUUGUGUGCAACUUAAAAACAUUAGGAGUGUGUUGAGUUUAGACAUGUGCUGUAAAGAAUUCGAAGUCCCUAAAAAACACUACACUGAUUUUUUUUUUAAAAAAAAGGGUUUUUCUGUAAUGCCAUGUGCGUCUGAAUGUGAUCCUGUUUAAAAAGACUGAAAACUUGUGACAUUUUUCUAAACAACGCCAAGUUGUCUUGCUCCUGUGUUUGUAUAAUUUUACUCUUAAAUCGGGACAUGUCAUGGUGAUUUCUAUUUCUCAAACAGUUCACACAAUUAGUGGUGAAACUACUGGAAGACAAAGCUUCUUAUGCAAACUAUGAAAACAUCUGGGACCUCUUUGAUGAGAGACGUCGAAUGAUAUAUUGCCACUGUCUUGAACGGAUUGGUUUUGUACAGCUAAAGCAACUUGUUCAUUCAUAAAAUGCUUUUAAAGAAACAUGAUCAGUCUUGGUAACUGUGGAAAUGGUCAGUUUGUUGUCAUCAGUUACUUGUUCGUUUCUCUGCUAUGAGCAGGAUUAGGAACUGUGAAUGUGUUUCAGCCUUCAGAUCUUUUUUUAAAAGAAGCAUCAUGUUUCAGAUUUACAAUAACUAAAUAAUGCAGAGUUGAUCCUUGGUUCAACUGUUGGCUUUUUGUUCAUUUUUCACCCAUUAUACUUAAACCUUUAAACAGAACGAUUAUAGUGUUUGUAAUAUGUAAUGACAGUCCUGAUGGUAUACGUCUUCUCUCCCUGUUGAUCUUAUACACCCAUGAGUAAAUCACACAAUUCUACAAAUCUGUGUAUUCAAAUUCCCAUUACUUUAGAAUAUCCACAUCAUGUCACCGCAGGGAAACUCCAGCCAGCAAACCACAAGUAUACAUGCCAGAGAACCUGGCCAGCAUGACAAAGACUGUAUGAACUAUUUGGGAGUUUUGCACAAGGAUACAGUGGGCUCAAGGGCUUGUUUCUCUCCCUUGCAAACUGUGGAACUGGGGCGUGGAAGACAGAAUUUGUGAAAAUGUCAACUGUUUAGAUAUUUAAGAUGUAUUUACUCUUUGAAAAAUGUGGCAAAUGUAUUGCAGGACAGGAAUAAAGAUGUCAAGAAUAAAA
Labrus mixtus (cuckoo wrasse) is the source of this 3642-nucleotide messenger RNA. Its product is annotated as GTPase HRas. The transcript has 6 exons. Lineage: Eukaryota; Metazoa; Chordata; Actinopteri; Labriformes; Labridae. Bases 304 to 873 code for a protein of 189 amino acids. Gene Ontology annotation, cellular component: plasma membrane. Gene Ontology annotation, molecular function: GTP binding; GTPase activity; GDP binding. The record is from RefSeq and is a predicted model, not a curated record. Gene Ontology annotation, biological process: Ras protein signal transduction.